UUUCUGGAGGCCAAGAAUGCCCAUUCGGUCCUGAAACGGUUCCCUCGUGCCAAUGAAUUCCUGGAGGAGCUGCGCCAGGGGACCAUCGAGCGGGAGUGCAUGGAGGAGAUCUGCAGCUACGAGGAGGUCAAGGAGGUGUUUGAGGACAAGGAGAAAACGAUGGAGUUCUGGAAAGGGUACCCGAAUGCAGUCUAUUCAGUCCGAGACCCUGCGCAGAGCUCAGAUGCCAUGUACGUGGUGGUGCCCCUUCUGGGGGUGGCGUUGCUGAUUGUCAUCGCCUUGUUCAUCAUCUGGAGGUGCCAGCUGCAGAAGGCCACCCGUCAUCACCCCUCAUAUGCUCAGAACCGGUACUUAGCGAGUCGCGCGGGGCACAGCCUGCCCCGGGUCAUGGUCUACCGGGGCACCGUGCACAGCCAGGGGGAGGCCUCAGGGCACCGGGAGACAGGGAGCCCCGCGCAGGUGGUGCUCGGGCCUAGUCGUGGGGGUAGAACCACGGUCCGCCUCGAGAGCACCCUCUACCUUCCUGAGCUGUCUCUCUCCAGGCUGUCCAGUGCCACCCCUCCCCCAUCCUAUGAGGAGGUGACUGCUCCCCAGGAAAGCAGCAGUGAGGAAGCGAGCGUCUCUUACAGUGACCCGCCCCCAAAGUAUGAGGAGAUAGUGGCCGCCAACCCUGACUCAGACAAGUAG
Molecule: messenger RNA, 687 nt
Organism: Mesoplodon densirostris (Blainville's beaked whale)
Lineage: Eukaryota; Metazoa; Chordata; Mammalia; Artiodactyla; Ziphiidae
Gene: PRRG3
Product: proline rich and Gla domain 3
Exons: 2
Coding region: 100-687 (195 amino acids)
Cellular component (GO): extracellular region
Molecular function (GO): calcium ion binding
Source: RefSeq, a predicted model, not a curated record